AUGCAGGUGACCAAAAGCCUUGCUGAGCUGUGCGCUCUUCUCGUCGACGAUGUCUAUGGCGAACUGCCAUCCCGCAUCUUUGCAGCCCUCAUGAACAAGGGCCGAUCAUCCAUUCCACAGCUGAUCCAGUACACCUCGCUCACCACACGGCAACUUCGCCAUGGACUCGUUGUACUCGUGCAGAACAACCUCUUAUAUUGGAAAAUCGAAUCCGGCCACGCCAUUUACGCGCCGAACGUCGACGCUGCCUAUAAUAUUGUUCGCAUCGGCAAGAUACUGGACAUGAUCGGUGCGGUAUACGGCGAAGAAGAGAAGGAAGUCGCUCAGAACUUGCUGAGUAUGGGUCACGCCAAGGUCGAAGAUCUCAGGGACGCCUACCAAGCCAAGUUCAAGCAAGCGACCCGGCACGCGACGGCCGUGAACGGAGAUGCGACUCACGACGACGACGAGGUGGACGACUCUGGCGAAGUCAUGAAGGAUAGCAAAACUGGGCUGUACGUCAAAUCGCUGGAGCAGCUCGACGAUGUCCUUUGCCGGCUGAUUCAGGCCGAGCUGGUCGGCACGGUCACCGAAGAAUCUUUCAGGAGCUUGGAAGACAGGUACAAAGCCCUCGAAGACGAGAUCAUCAAGACCUUCUUCGCCGGAGGCGUCCGUGUGCGAGACGAGCCGCUCAGCCUCAAGGGCCAACUUCAAUCCAAACUUUCCGUGAGCAAGCGGAGAAAGCUCUCAGGCUGGAGCUACACAAACGGCGGUGGUGCCUCCGAAAGCGACUUGAUCAUCGAUGGGGAUAUUGCCCUGCGUGUCAACUACGAGAAGUGCGCCGUAGAGCUCCGCAACCAACAGCUCGUCCACGUCGUUUCUGAGGUCUAUGGAGAAACUACCGCCGAGGUCUAUGCGAGUCUUCUGCAGCAACUCAGCAAAAAGAUAUCCAGAUGCCGAGCGGACCCAGACAUCGACAUUGACGAUGAUGAAGAGUAUCCGCAUGGCCGUCGAGUCUCUACGAAUGAGGUCUACGACAAUUUGAGCCCAUCGCUUGAUGUUUCCGCUGGCAUUGGCAAGGUGGGCGCCAAGGCAACCGACCGCAAGAGUGCAAACCAGAUUCAGGAACACCCGCCUGACAUGAAGAAACCUCCUGUCGACGAGGCCGAGGUUGAAGGCGAGGCAAGUUCUGAUGAAGACGACAUGGAGGUAGAAGAGCCUGAAAGCCAUACUGUCGAGGAUGCCGAUGAAGGUGUGGACGUCAAGCCGUUCACUAACGGUGCGAAUGGGACAAAGGAGACCAAAGUCAAGUUCAAUGACAACGGGCCAGCGAAGCUUUCUCGGAAGGAGCACUUCCGCCAACACCUUUUGCUGUUAUGUGAAAGCCAGCAAAAAUUCCUCCGUCACUGCGCCAUGGAGCAGUGGACCGUCGAUUUCGAGCCGCUUAUGCGAGCAUUGCAGCAGAUUGAGCUAGACACCGUGAUUGAGCGCAGCGUCGGCCAGAGCGGGCUUCGACUAGUGCGCAUACUCCGACGCGUUGGCAAGAUGGACGAGAAGACACUGCCGAGCUUGGCCCUCAUGUCCAAGGGGGAGGUCCAGAAACUGAUGCUCAAAAUGCAGAUGUUUGGAUAUGUGGACAUGCAGGAAGUUCCCCGAGACAACAACCGGUCCGCCAGCCGCACCCUAUUCUUGUACUGGACGGACACGGGCCGCGGCCUCGACCGCCUUCUCGACAAUACCUACAAGGCGAUGCUUCGGUGUCUGCAGCGGCUCGAGGUCCAACGAGAGAUGGAGCGAGAGGUUCUCGACACGGUCAAACGGGACGACGUCCGUGGUCGGGAGAAGGAGCUGCUGGAGGGCCGGUUCUACAACCGGUUCGUCCGCAUCUCGGAGAUACAGGAGAAACUCCUGGCUCAGGUUGCGAGACUGGAUAGCCUUGUUGGCACCCUGCGGGAUUUCUAA
Messenger RNA from Diaporthe citri, 1941 nucleotides. RefSeq lists its product as uncharacterized. Gene Ontology annotation, biological process: DNA-templated transcription. The transcript has 5 exons. The record is from RefSeq and is a predicted model, not a curated record. The coding region runs from base 1 to 1941 and encodes 646 amino acids. Lineage: Eukaryota; Fungi; Ascomycota; Sordariomycetes; Diaporthales; Diaporthaceae. Gene Ontology annotation, molecular function: single-stranded DNA binding. Gene Ontology annotation, cellular component: RNA polymerase III complex.